Messenger RNA from Macrosteles quadrilineatus (aster leafhopper), 924 nucleotides. RefSeq lists its product as uncharacterized. The record is from RefSeq and is a predicted model, not a curated record. The transcript is spliced from 2 exons. Bases 119 to 916 code for a protein of 265 amino acids. NCBI's taxonomy places the organism in Eukaryota, Metazoa, Arthropoda, Insecta, Hemiptera, Cicadellidae.
UGUUGAAUGGUUAAAGCGAGCCCUAUUACACUUUCAGAAAAAUUGGAUAUUUGGAUGUUUGGUUAUUUAUAAUUUGUUUUUUAAUCUAGUUCGUAAACUGUGAACCCAUCACUUAAAAAUGACCAAAGAGGAAGUAAGUGAAGACGUGUUGUACAAAACACACACUGCCAUAGAGAAGCUGUCAGAUGGCAGUUGUGUCAAACGAGUGACGAUAACUAGGAAUGGAAAAUCUGAAGUAAAAGAAGAAAAGGUAGAUUGCGAGUCUGCACUCAAUGACGCGAGAGGGACAGACGGCAAAGACGAGGUUGUAUUCAAACAAAACAAUGACGAUUUCGAUAAGAAGAUGAAAGAAAAAUUAAGCGAAAUGAACAAAAGCUUUUCUACCCAAAAAGAGCCUACUCUGUCAACUAGAGAAGAAACAUAUACUGAUGGAACCAACAAGACGGUAAAAGUAACUCGCGAAAGCAGUUCCAUAGAAGAAACCAAGAAAACAGAGAAGAUACCUGAUGGUACCAAAAGAUCCUUAAAAAUAACACGAGAAAGCUUUCUCGAAGAAACUAAGAAAAGCGUUAGUCCAGAAUCUGUAUUACCUGAGGACUUAAAAGAACGAGUCAACAUUCUGGACGAGAGCUUCAAGGAGCAGGCAAAUGAAGGAUCAGAAGGUGCGAGUUCUGAAAAAGUAGAACCUGAUGGAGCAGUACAAGGGAAUACUAAUGUCACUGAACCAUCUAAGGGCGAAAAGUCGGGAGCUUUGAGAGAAAUAGAGGAAUCAGAUGGUGACCUACCGGAAUCGGACGAAGGGGCUACAAACGAAAAUAUGGAACUAGCAGAAUCUGAAGACAGCUUCCUUACUAAGUUUGUGAAAACAGCUUUUAAAAUAUUAUUUUAUCCCUUAUAUGCAUUAAAUAUUUUGUAAAAUUUCAA